This is a messenger RNA of Microdochium trichocladiopsis, 973 nucleotides long. RefSeq lists its product as uncharacterized. NCBI's taxonomy places the organism in Eukaryota, Fungi, Ascomycota, Sordariomycetes, Xylariales, Microdochiaceae. Bases 294 to 920 code for a protein of 208 amino acids. The record is from RefSeq and is a predicted model, not a curated record. The transcript has a single exon.
GGUUCUUAUAUACACAGACAUUGACCACAGACAUACGGCAAGGGCGUACCAUCAGGCAAGGCAGGCAGACAGGCAGGCAGUCUGACAGAGUUGACCGACUUGACUGGCUGGGAGAGAGAGAAUGCAAGCCUCGCUGCAUACCACCUAACUUACGGUACUUGCCUACUCUCGCAACUUAGUGAGAGACGUCAGGCUCAGCUCUAGGCAGACUCGCCGGGUGGGGGGGACGGCGGCGUGCAGUUGGCAUUGUCCUCUACCUUAUCCCGUCCUGCAGCCUCUCGGGGCGCCGCCGGAUGGUGCACCUCGACAACGUAAGUACUCGAGGCAGCCCAAUCAUGGAUGCCACCAACAAGGCAGGGCUGUGCAACACCAAACACCAAGCACUAACGCACCUCGCCCAUUCAUCCCCAAUCGCCAGCCACCACCACCACCACUACUCAGUGCAUCAGACCCGUGGGGUCUCUUGGGUCGUGUCGGUUGCCUUCUUUUUCUGCUGCUGCUGCUGCUGCCUCGCUGCUGUAAGUAGUGCCUCUCUGACCUGGCACAGGCUAGCCUGUGGAAACUAUGCUGUCUGUAUCCCCAGUCUUGGCCGAGCACUGUCUCGUCUCCUGCUUCAUCAAGCACUUCGCCCGGGACUUGUCCACUCUGUAUCCGAGGAAGAAGUAAGCUGCCUCUCUUGUCAAGCAACCCCCUUACACCAAAUCCAGUCCGCCGCUCCAGUGCGUUCCCAGCCCAAACCACACCCACUCGCAGACAGAGAGAGACACACACACAUGUACAAUGUUGUGCAACGCGACAAUCACGCCCAACCUCCUCCCCAACAGGCAAGGAGAAAGUCGGGAGAGGCUACACACAAAACGCUGCAGGACGACAAAAGAAGAGAACCCCCCCCUCCUCCCCCACACAAGACGCCCCAAUGAGCGAGAAACCAAUAAAUACCCCCCCAUGACCCCAGCCUUUUUGCUUGCUUUUC